Rotaria sp. Silwood2 is the source of this 1410-nucleotide messenger RNA. NCBI's taxonomy places the organism in Eukaryota, Metazoa, Rotifera, Eurotatoria, Philodinida, Philodinidae. The record is from the annotation of a GenBank genome assembly.
AUGAUUGCAUCGAAUUUAUUUUCAUUCUUGGCGAUCGAUGGUAAUACAACAUCAAAUGUAGUUUUGGAAAGUCAUACUCGAUUUGUUAUUUCAUUACUUUUAACUUCACAUAAUUUAUUAAAUAAGAAUAAUGAAAUACGACAAGUAGCAAUUACUGCUCUUAUGAAUUUUUUCGAAGUACCUGACAGCAAUGAAAUUCAUCAAGUAGUCGCGUAUGCUCUUGGCUAUGUAUGUGAUGAACAAACAUAUAAAAUUUUAUUUGAAAAAAUUGUAUUCGUGAUGAGCAGCAUGUGUGAUCAGACUUCUAAUUAUUCUAAUGUUUUAACUGCACUAAUUUCAAGUUAUUGCCAUUACAUUUCUGUGAACAAAAUUGCAUUUGAUCAAGAUGAUUUGGAUUUAUUCUGUAAUUUGUUAAAACAUGAAUCUCAGAAUAUUUCAAAAGCAGCUCGUACAGGACUUGGUCGUGUGCUUCGAGAUACAUCAUUUUUACUUGAAAUGCUUAGCCGUGAUUAUAUACAAUGUUACCAUGCAUUAAUGGAAUCGUCUGCGUUCUUAUAUCUUUACGAUGUUCAACAAAAUCGUGAAAAUGCUAUUGCAGAGUUUAUCGAAGAGCACCCUACUCUUUUAUCAAUCUUUAUAGUUGAGUUGUACAAUAGUAUACGUGGCUUUACUAGUAGAGCAUUACAGAUGGCAGACAUAAAUUUACAUUUACCUUACGGACAUCCUCCAUAUGUGAACAUUGCUAGUUUAAUCGCUUUACGUAUGCCAGCAGUGUUUUGUACUUUUAUUAAAGACUGGUCUGAUGGAGAAAAUUUGAAACGUGCAUUGUUCUAUGCGAGUAAACAACAUAAUUUUCCACAACGUGCUGCUUGCUUAACAAUUCUAUCGCUGUUCGGUGAGUUAACAGUUGAUCUAUGUGAAAUGUUCAUUGAAUCUGUUCACGAUGAUCCAUAUGUUCAAAAUACUUGUUAUAAAUGCAUAACUCGUAUUCAUUGCAUUAAAGAUGAAAAAGUUGUUUUAAAUUUUUUAUUAUCUUAUUUGAAAUCAAAAUCUAUGAAUGUUCGGUAUAUUACAAUUAAAAUACUUCUUCAUCUUGUUCAAACAUCUCUUAUUCCAUCUAAGCAAAUUCUAACUGUAUUGAAUGAUCUUAUGUUAGAUUCUGGUUCGAACGAAAAUCUAUGGUUAAUUAAAGAGCAAGAUGGUCUCUUGGUGAAUUGUCAAUAUUAUUAUGCUGGUUCGUUGAAAGAUGUUAUUUAUUCGCUUCUAAUUCAGUAUAUAACCGGACAUGUUAGUGAUAAUAUUCAAAGAUAUGAAUUCAAUAAUAUUGAUUUGGAUUUUAUUGAAUCUGAAAAAGCAUCCCACUUCGCUACAUGUAUCUAUGAGGAAAGAACUACAACGAACAUUGAAUAA